Molecule: messenger RNA, 1647 nt
Organism: Cajanus cajan (pigeon pea)
Lineage: Eukaryota; Viridiplantae; Streptophyta; Magnoliopsida; Fabales; Fabaceae
Product: protein NODULATION SIGNALING PATHWAY 2
Source: RefSeq, a predicted model, not a curated record
CCAUUUUUAUUUGUAUUUUUAUUUAUUCACCAUCGAUGAAUGCGAUGGAUUAUGAGCAUUUUGAUUACUCAUUUGGCCCUCCUCAUAUGAAUCAUCUCCAUGAUUAUGAUUAUAUCUCAGAAAAUGCAUUUUCAUUUCAAACAGAAGAUUUCUUAUCAUCAAACACUAUCUUGGAUGAAAUGUUUGAUCUAGAGUCCAUGGAAGGAUUGCUCACAACCAAACAAGACUAUGGUUUCAUGAAUGAUUAUGCUACUACAGUGGAUCUAGAAACUGAAAUGUGUCAUGGAUUCACCCUUAAUAUUGAGGAAAAUGUGCAAGUUCCAAUGGAACAAGGGGAUUCUUCUUUAAAGGGAAUUCAAGCAGAGCUAAUGGAAGAGACUAGUUUGGUUGAUCUCUUGCUAACAGGAGCUGAAGCUGUUGAGGCACAAAAUUGGACACUUGCUUUAGACAUAAUUGAGAAACUCAACAAUGCCUCAUCUUUGGAAAAUGGUGAUGGUUUAUUGAACAGGUUGGCUUCUUUCUUUACUCAGGGUUUGUAUUAUAAAAGUAAAAAUGUGUAUGAAUUUCCGCAACAUGGUUCUUUUUCUACACACACAAAUGCUUUAUGUGUGUUUCAGAUUCUUCAAGAACUUUCUCCCUAUGUGAAAUUUUCUCAUUUCACUGCAAACCAAGCAAUCUUGGAAGCCACAGAAGGUGUUGACCAUGUUCACAUCAUUGAUUUUGACAUCAUGGAGGGGAUUCAAUGGCCACCCUUGAUGGUUGACCUUGCAAUGAGGAAGAUUGCUACUUCCCUUAGAGUAACAGCCAUCACGGUGGACCAAAGAAGUGUUGCUUCUAUUCAACAAACAGGAAGAAGGCUUAAAGAGUUUGCAGCUUCUAUCAACUUUGAAUUCAUGUUUGAUCAGAUAGUGAUGGCAAGGGAAGAAGAUUUUCAAGGAGUUGAACUUGGUGAAACAGUUAUAGUCAAUUGUAUGAUACACCAGUGGAUGCCUAAUAGGAGCUUCUCAUUGGUCAAAAUUUUCUUAGAUGGUGUUAGCAAAUUGUCCCCAAGGCUUGUUGUUUUAGUGGAAGAAGAAUUAUUUAAUUUUUCUAGGCUUAAAUCCAUGUCAUUUGUGGAGUUCUUCUGUGAGGCUUUGCAUCACUACACUGCACUUUGUGAUUCACUUGCUAGUGGUUUAAGGGGUAGGCAUAAGAUGGAGUUGAGGCUAAUAGAAAAUGAGGUUUUGGGGUUAAGAAUCUUGGAUAGCGUGAGGCAAUUUCCUUGUGAGAGAAAGGAGAGAAAGGUGUGGGAGGAAGUGCUUUAUUCCAUGAAAGGGUUUAAAUGUGUUCCUAUGAGUACAUGUAAUGUUUCACAAGCCAAGUUCUUGGUGAGCCUCUUUGGUGGAGGGUAUUGGGUGCAAUCUAAGAAGGGCGGGUUGGCCUUGUGUUGGAAGUCAAGGCCUUUGACUGUGGCUUCAAUAUGGGUACCAAAGAGUGACAAGGUCAAAUAGAUUUACUAUUAUAUGGGUUAAGUUGCUUUUGCGUUGUUUCUUGACUUUCUUCAUUCAUUAUGGUGAAUGGGUUAGGACUUAGGAGUACUAGAGUAUUGAACAUUUCAAUGUAUUGGUACUAUUUCUUAGUUAAAUUAAUUUUUAAAUUUGUUUAGCA